Messenger RNA from Fusarium coffeatum, 1245 nucleotides. RefSeq lists its product as uncharacterized. The record is from RefSeq and is a predicted model, not a curated record. The transcript is spliced from 2 exons. NCBI's taxonomy places the organism in Eukaryota, Fungi, Ascomycota, Sordariomycetes, Hypocreales, Nectriaceae. The coding region runs from base 1 to 1245 and encodes 414 amino acids. Gene Ontology annotation, cellular component: SNARE complex; plasma membrane. Gene Ontology annotation, biological process: vesicle fusion; exocytosis. Gene Ontology annotation, molecular function: syntaxin binding; SNAP receptor activity.
AUGAAGAAGUUUGGCUUUGGAAAGAAAGGCGACGAUGGCGACGACUCCAACCGCCAUGCCCUAUUCGGUCGCAAGAAGUCAUCUCAGUCCUCUUCCUCCGAGAACCCCUACGCCAAACAAGGCGGCAAGGAUCCCUACGCCGACGAUGCGAAGUACGCCAACGUAACUCCUUAUCAGCAAGCACGCGCUGGUUUGAACAACGGCUCUUCCCCAGCUCCUCAGGCCCCUAACUCUUAUGGUGCUCCUCCUCCCGCCCAGGGACAGCCCCCAAGUGGUUACGGUGCUGAUCGAUACGGAUCCGGAGGCGGUUAUGGUGGAAACCGAUAUGGUGACGCUCCUUCUCAGAACCAAUACAACAGCCCUGCUCCGCCUGCUGGUGCAAGAGGCCCAGGUGGCUAUGGUGGUUUCGGACCUAGUGAUCCAGACAGCAACCGUGACAACCUCUUCGCUGGCGCUCAGGAGCGACAGGCCCAAAAGCAGCAACCCGCCAACAACGGUCCGCAAUCAGGGGCCACUGGUGGCUCUUACGGUGGCUAUGGCGAGGAGCGCGAACUGACCGCCGAGGAGCAGGAAGAGGUUGAAUACCAAUCCAUCCUCGCAGAAAAGCGACAACUUCAACAGGAGAGUGCAUCUUCGGUCAAUCGCUCAGUUCAAAUGGCUCGCCAGGCCAACGAAGUUGGUCGUGCCACUCUCGCCCGUCUGGGAGCACAGGGAGAACGACUUAACAACACCGAAAAGCAUCUCGAUCUGGCUGCCAACCAGAACAAGAUUGCCCAGGAUCGAGCUGCCGAGCUCAAGACCCUAAAUGGCAGCAUGUUCGCUGUCCAUGUUAGUAACCCCUUUACCUCCAAGCAGCGUAAGGCCAAGGCAGACGAGGAAGUCAUGAACCGCCAUCGGUCGGAAAGAGAACAGCGGGAAGCCACUCGUCGUGACGGUUUCCAAGCCAACCAGCGCAUGGAAAGCAACUUCAGAGACAUCAAUACCACUGGCCGACCACGACAACAACCACGCAAGAAGGACUACGGAAAGUUCAACCUCGAGGAUGAAGAAGGAGCCGACGAACUUGAAGACCAAAUUGACGAUGGCAUCAACGAACUUGAAGGCCAAGUGUCCAUGAUGAACAUGGUAGGCCGAGCCAUUGGAAAGGAGGUUGACACGCAGAAUAAGCAGAUCGAUCGUAUUAUGAGCGACACUGUUGAUGAUGCUACGAGAAUGAACCGCGAACGCUUGGCACGUAUCAAGUAA